UUCACAGAGCCUGCACAGGACAGCGCGUAGAACGCUAGCUUUUAGAGCAGCGCAUUGUUUCUCUGGAUCACUGACAGCUACAUUGUAUGAGAUUGUAACAAUGACUGAGGACAGCAAUGAAGAAGUGAACCUUUAUAUGAUAAGGGUCUUCAGAACUCGACUUAUCAGGACCAUUCAAGUGAUACCGGUUUUAGAUCAUUUGACUUUUCUGGAUAUUGAGAUCAAAAGCAGAGUGAAAACUGUAGCUGAAAACCAAGGGAACCCGGAGGCAGCGAGAUUGCUUCUGGAUCUCAUAGAGAACGGUCGUCGGGCACUGGGCUGGUUUGAAGAAUUUGUCAGAGCUCUUAAGGAGACUGAGUGCACUCAAGCUGCUUUGUACUUGGUACCAGAAGAACUUCCAACUCCCUCGUUGGAGGCCAAAAACGAUGAGUGUGAACAACUCAUUCAAAUCCUGUGCCCAGAGCUGGUUAGAGGUAUGCUUCCAGAUGAAACAUGUCUCAAAUGCCAUCAGAAAGAAAUAUGCAGUGAUGAAGACAUGGACGUGAUUAAAGCUAUACGUACACAACGAGGAGAUAUUGCAGCAAGCAGAGAACUUCUUAACAGAAUAACCAAAAAGAAAAACUGGUUUUCCAUAUUUGUGGAAGUGCUACGUGAAUUGGAUUGCAAUGAACUUGCCAAUAACUUAACCGGAGGCGAAUCUAUAGAAAGUAUAGUAGAGAGCAGUGGGACGGUGCAUAGAUCACCUGAGGACAAAGAUUCCAAAGAAUCCAAAGUUGAAGAAGAGAACCUGGUGUUGGAUGCGGUGACAAUAAAUCAUGAGAACCAGGACGAAGGAAGUCAAAACAGCGAGCUCGAAACAUCAUAUGCAGAAAGCUCUUCUGAAUUGGAUUCAAGUGCUAUGGAGCUGAGUGUGGAUAGAUCGUUUGAAAAUGGUGACACGACCACCGAAUCAGAUGAUGACAUGCCCUCGGAUAGAUCUUCACUGGUUCCUGAAAUCACCUUACGAGGUUAUCAGAUGGAAGUAGCAAAACCAGCGUUGGAGGGAAAGAAUAUUAUUAUCUGCCUCCCAACCGGAAGUGGAAAAACUAGAGUGGCAGUUUACAUUACCCAGCAGCACCUGGAGAAGAGGAGCAACCAAGGCCUCCUGGCAAAAGUUAUUGUGCUGGUCAACAAGGUGCCUUUAGUAGAGCAACAUUUCCAAAAAGAGUUUGAACCUCACUUGAAAAAUCGUUAUCGUGUCAUUAAAAUAAGUGGAGAUUCGUCAUUGAAAAUUUCACUUAAGCAUGUAGUUAACGAAAAUGAUGUAAUUAUAUGUACCGCUAAGAUUUUGGAAAAUUCACUAAUUCAAGCGAAGGAAGAUAAAGAAGAGGGUGUUAAGCUCUCAGACUUUUCUCUUAUUAUCAUUGAUGAAUGCCACCACACUCAAAAAGGUGACGUUUACAAUAAUAUUAUGAUACGGUACAUAAAACAGAAAAAAAGGAAUAUAAUGAAGAAAAAGACGGGGUUACCACAGGUUGAACUUCCUCAGAUCCUCGGACUCACUGCUUCACCAGGAGUCGGCGCAGCCAAUAACAAUAAAAAAGCUGAAGAGCAUAUUCUAAGGAUAUGUGCAAACCUUGAUGCACACAAUAUCAUGACUGUUCAGGAACAUGCCACACAGCUCCAGAAUCAAGUGAAGGAACCAUGCAAGAGAAUUGAGAUUGCAGAAGACAAAAAGAAGAACCCAUUUGGUGAUAGGCUCAAAGCAAUUAUGGAGGAGAUACAAAGCUAUGGCACUUUAUCCACAACCUCUGCAUUUGGAACUCAGUCUUAUGAACAGUGGAUAGUCCAAAAAGAAAGAACAGCUGCUAAAGAAGAAAAUCGUAAGGAACAUGUUUGUGCGGAGCAUCUGAGGAAAUACAACGAUGCCUUGGGCAUUAAUGACACAAUCAGAAUGACUGAUGCCCUUAAUCAUCUGAAAAAGUUUUACGCGGAAGAGAAAAAGAAAAAGCUUAUUCUAAGUGAAGAAAAUGGUAAUGGACUGAUUGAAAAUAUAGACGAAACAGACAAAUUUCUCAUCGACUUAUUUGACAAGCAUAAGAAAGAACUGAAAACUCUGGCUGGAAGACAAGAUUAUGAAAAUGAAAAGCUGAUCUCCCUCAGAAAAUCCAUCAUGGAAGAAUUCACUCGGAACAGUAAAGCUAGAGGGAUCAUCUUCACCAAGACUCGACAAAGUGCUGUUUCACUGUACGAGUGGAUCAAAGGGAAUGAAAAGUUUGAAGAAGUUGGUAUACGUCCUCAAUACCUCAUCGGUGCUGGCCACAACAGUGAUUUCAAACCCAUGACUCAGAAUGAGCAAAAGAAAGUGAUUCAUAAGUUUAGCACUGGUGAAGUGAACCUGCUAAUUGCAACCAGUGUGGCCGAGGAAGGACUGGAUAUUAAAGAGUGCAAUAUUGUCAUUCAAUAUGGCCUUGUCACCAAUGAGAUCUCCAUGUUACAGGCCCGUGGUCGAGCCAGAGCUGAUGAUAGCAGCUAUGUGUUAGUUGGAUCUAGUUCAUCCUUAGUUGCUGAACAUGACAGUGUUAAUCAAAUAAGGGAAAGGAUGAUGCACAAAGCCAUCAAGAAAGUCCAAGACAUGGACCGAAGUCUCUACUUAGAUAAGAUCCAGGAGUUUCAAAGUCAAAACAUAGUUGAGAAAAGUGUAAAAAAUAUCAAAGCCACACGCAAGAAGUGUCAAGGAAAUCCAUCCAUGGUCACAUUUCAAUGCAAGGGUUGCUUCAAACCGGUCUGCUGCGGAAGUGAUAUUCGUGUUAUAGAAAAUAUGCAUCAUGUAAAUACAGAAGAAAACUUCAAAGCACUCUUCAGUAAAAUAGAAAAGGGAGGGAAUUUUGCAGAGUACCAGACAAAUGGAGACAUUAUUUGCAAGGAUUGUGGAAAAACAUGGGGUCCAAUGAUGGUCUACAAAGGACUUGAUGUACCUUGCCUGAGAAUAACAAACUUUCUGGUCAAAGUUAAAGACCAAAAAUUGUCUCUUGAUAAAAAUCUAAACCGUUGGAGUGAUUUGCCCAUCGCGUUUCCAGCUUUCAAAUAUGCAGAACCAGAAUUUUCCAGCGAUGAAGAUGAUGAUUAGGUCAAUGGAAAAAGAGCAGGAUCCUCUUUGAAGAAUACAUUCCUCGUUAUUAUCCAUACAAAUCAUAUGAAUAAUAUAUAUGGAGGUUUCCAUAAGCUCCUGAUGAUCCUCUGUUGUAUGUUACAUAUUUGCAUACUUGACUCUUUUCCCCUGAAGAAGCUCACCCAAGUGCAUGAGAAAUGCAUAAGAACUACUUAUUACACUUGGUUCCAGGAAGAUUCCAUCCAAGCGUCACUUUCGUUUUUGAAAAUGAAUAUACAUUGUUGCAUCCAUACUUGUAUAGUUUUAAUGACUGUGUGCUAAGCUUCCGUAACAUAGAGGUUUGGACAUAGAUGUGAUCAUCCUGUAUACCCAAAAAAGUAUUUAUGUAAUACUUUUACACAAUAGACUGAAAUGAUGAUGAUGUGUAAGGUCUUACUUUCACAAUUCCAUUUGAUGUAUUGCCAGUUUAAAGAAUAAACUGCUGAAUAUUAGACAUAGUAUAA
Messenger RNA from Spea bombifrons (plains spadefoot toad), 3594 nucleotides. It is a transcript of the gene IFIH1, whose product is annotated as interferon induced with helicase C domain 1. The transcript is spliced from 16 exons. Gene Ontology annotation, biological process: innate immune response; response to virus; positive regulation of interferon-beta production. Gene Ontology annotation, cellular component: cytoplasm. Gene Ontology annotation, molecular function: double-stranded RNA binding; DNA binding; zinc ion binding. The record is from RefSeq and is a predicted model, not a curated record. Lineage: Eukaryota; Metazoa; Chordata; Amphibia; Anura; Pelobatidae. Bases 101 to 3109 code for a protein of 1002 amino acids.